AUGCCUUUGGGCCUCGGGAGCCUGCACUUCAAUUUAUACAUAAGCGUCGGGCUGAAUGCCUUGUCGGGCCUCCUAUCAAACAUGGCCUUGCUUUUCGUGAUCGGGAGAAUGAGGCGGAAGGUGUUUAUGGGUGGGUUGUGUUUGCUGAGCGGAAUUUGCAACCUGGCGGGCGUGUUCGUGGGGCUCAAGGGAUGGAAGAUUGGGAUGGAGCUACUCUCUUUUUUUUGGGCGUGCAUGGCCUUCAACGUGCUUUUGGUGUACGUGAUGGAGAUGUUCCCUACAUGCGUGAGAAACUCAGCCGUGUCUGUUGUGAGGGAGGCCAUAUUAUUGGGCGGGUUUCUCGGACCUGUGGUAGUGGAGGUGGGGCGCGCCACGGCCAAGGGGAACGGGUUUAUCCCGUAUGGGGUUUUUGGGGUGACGAUAUUGGUAUGUGGGUUGUUUGUGCUGUGGCUUCCGGAAACGAAAGGGAGGGUUUUGUUUGAUACAAUGGAGGAGGAGGAGAACUAUAGGGGUGGAGGAGUUGGUGUAGAUGGUGCUUAG
This is a messenger RNA of Striga hermonthica, 540 nucleotides long. NCBI's taxonomy places the organism in Eukaryota, Viridiplantae, Streptophyta, Magnoliopsida, Lamiales, Orobanchaceae. The record is from the annotation of a GenBank genome assembly.